AAAAUAAGAAGAAGAAACCCUAAAUAUCAGGUAGGGGUGGACUUAAGUAUAAAUUCUAAGUACCUAGGUACUAUUACUAUUCAGGUGUCAGUCCCGUUACUGUAGACGUUCGUAGUCUACCUAUAACUUAUUUGUGUGAGUGUCUUAUUAUUCAAAAUGUCUUUGGAUACAAUUCCUGUUGACUUGAGAAGACUCAGGGCUUGCUUAGCUUGUUCACUGAUCAAGUCCUUCGAGCAAUUUCUGAGAGACGGAUGCGACAACUGUGAAGAAUUCUUGAGAAUGCGAAAAGAUUCGGACAAUGUAUACUUGUACACCAGCAAAUCUUUUACUGGGAUGGCUGCCAUGAUGCAACCUUCUGAGAGUUGGGUUGGUAAAUGGUUGAGGAUUGGUGUUUGUUGUCCUGGAAUGUAUGCUUUAUCUGUCGCCGGUUCCUUACCUAGAGAGAAAAUGAGACAAAUGCGAAGACUAGGAUUGUUUUGUGGCAAUAGAGAUCGAUCCCAAUAAGUUCAAAAUCGAGGCCUUAUGUAUUGAUCUCAAUUUUUGAAUUCUUUUAUGUUUCGAAUAUGUAUGAGCAGUUUCUUGUCUAUAAUUACUCAGUUUUAUAAUUUUGUUAAAAUGUGAUAUAAAUGAAAUAAAUUUGGUAUUUCUAAAUAGCAAGUUGAGUUUUUAUUUGUAUUUGACCACUGGUGUAAAGUGUAAUUUUUUUAACGUGUGUUGCUCGAUAACAAUUGAAUUCCAAUUUACAAAAACGUAAAUAUUAUAUUCAGACUACGAAAAGUAUUCAAGAAAUUCUUCGAAAUCUCAAAGAUUUCGCAAAUUAUAAUAUUUCCCCAUAAAAACAAAUUUAACAGUUCUUAUCAAAACUAUGGCAUAUGAUGAUUUUUUUUCAUCUGCUUGAGUACUUGGCGUUGAAUUAGCAAAUGUGUAUCUUCACUCACUCCUGUUUUAUUGUUUGUCGUGUGUUGUCUAUUUUAAAAAUGUCCAGGAAAAACGUCAGAGCUUGUUUGGGAUGUUUAAUGAUCAAGUCGGUUAGACAUUUUAUGAAAGAGGGAUGUGAAAACUGUGACAGUUUUCUAAAAUUAAGAUCAAACCCCGACAGAGUUCAGCAAUAUACUACUAUGAAGUUUGGUGGGGUGGUCGAUGUGGACACACCUUCGAGGAAUUGGUUUCAUCCUAUAAUGAGAACAGGUUAUUGUUUUCCAGGCACGUAUGCUACGUGCGUGGAGGACCCUUUGCCCUAUGAAAUAUUUGAACAAAUGAAAAUGCUGGGUCUUAUUGAUUCAGAAAAAAACUGUAAAUAUUUUAUUAAAAAAGAAUUCAGAUAUCGAUUGAAACUUAAACCUUAUUAAAAUUGACGUGUGAAAUUGUCUCAGUUGUGUUUCAACUGUAUUUUACUUUCUUGUACAUUCUUUUUAAACUUUUAUUUGUAAUUUUAUAUACGUAGGUAAACCAAAAAUUUGAAUUUUAUAAUAUAGACGGUAUUUUUUACCGGAUCAUAUUUAAUUGUAUCAACUAUUUGAUAGCAUCAGUGAAUAAAAUUUUUGACUCUUCA
Messenger RNA from Coccinella septempunctata (seven-spotted ladybird), 1552 nucleotides. Its product is annotated as transcription elongation factor SPT4-like. Gene Ontology annotation, biological process: mRNA processing; positive regulation of DNA-templated transcription, elongation; regulation of transcription elongation by RNA polymerase II. Gene Ontology annotation, cellular component: DSIF complex; nucleus. Gene Ontology annotation, molecular function: zinc ion binding; RNA polymerase II complex binding. NCBI's taxonomy places the organism in Eukaryota, Metazoa, Arthropoda, Insecta, Coleoptera, Coccinellidae. The transcript is spliced from 7 exons. The record is from RefSeq and is a predicted model, not a curated record. The coding region runs from base 157 to 504 and encodes 115 amino acids.